AUGGACCCCGAUCAGACUUCCAAGGCCGCGUGCCAGCAACGCAUACGGACGUACGGACGUGGACUAAUAUGCGGCAUGAUGCAGAUGAUGUACGUCUCUGGCGAGACUGGAGAGCCUCCAGUGGAGACGACGGGUAUAAUGGAGGACAUUGUACGGCAACAGGUGAUCGAAUUGCUUCGUACGUGUACUGAGCUCGCAUUCCGUCGCGGAUCCAAGUCAAUCAGCAUCAACGACCUAAUCUUCCAGAUCCGGCACGACCAGGCCAAGGUGUCGCGUCUGCGGACGUUCCUCUCGUGGAAGGACGUCCGUAAGAACGUCAAGGACUCGGACGACAAGGGUGCGGACGCUGACCUGGCAGCGGGCGACGAUCCGACGGGGGGCGUGGUGGGCGGGGGCGGCGCACCGGUGGACGAGGCGGCCAAAAAAAACAAGAAGUCCAAGAUCGGCCUCCCCUGGGAGCACGCGUCGCUGUACCCGGUCGAGGUUCCGGAGCGCGAGGACGAGGAGGACGAGGACGAGGACGAGAUGAAUCUCAUCACGCUGCAGCGCCUGCGCCGCGCCGACGAGCGCACAAAAGUCAUGACCAAGGAGGAGUACGUCACCUGGUCCGAGUACCGCCAGGCCUCCUUCACCUACCGCAAGGGAAAGCGCUUCCGCGAGUGGGCCGGUUUCGGCGUCGUCACCGACAGCAAGCCCUCGGACGACAUCGUCGACAUCCUCGGCUUCCUCACCUUUGAGAUGGUCCAGGUCCUCACCGAGGUAGCCCUCAAGGUCAAGGAGCAGGAGGGCCUCGCCAGGUCCCGCUCCGGCGCCGCCGACGGCGAUGAGAAGACGUCCAAGAAGCGGAAGCUGCACCAAGGACUUUUCGACCCCCCCGGAGAGGGCAGGCGGCCCAUCGAGCCCAGGCACGUCCAGGAGGCCUUCAGGCGCUUCCAGCAGCGUCCAAAGAAGUCCAGGGCCAUGCUCAACACUACCAAGAUAAUACAGCAUACCUCUCUCAACAUCAUCUGA
Molecule: messenger RNA, 1011 nt
Organism: Geosmithia morbida
Lineage: Eukaryota; Fungi; Ascomycota; Sordariomycetes; Hypocreales; Bionectriaceae
Product: transcription initiation protein SPT3
Exons: 2
Coding region: 1-1011 (336 amino acids)
Biological process (GO): transcription by RNA polymerase II
Cellular component (GO): SAGA complex
Molecular function (GO): transcription coregulator activity; protein heterodimerization activity
Source: RefSeq, a predicted model, not a curated record